Homo sapiens (human) is the source of this 1762-nucleotide messenger RNA. RefSeq names its product cathepsin L (gene CTSL). Gene Ontology annotation, cellular component: lysosome; nucleus; chromaffin granule. The record is from RefSeq and is marked reviewed. Gene Ontology annotation, molecular function: cysteine-type peptidase activity; cysteine-type endopeptidase activity. The transcript is spliced from 9 exons. The coding region runs from base 399 to 1400 and encodes 333 amino acids. Gene Ontology annotation, biological process: antigen processing and presentation of exogenous peptide antigen via MHC class II; proteolysis. NCBI's taxonomy places the organism in Eukaryota, Metazoa, Chordata, Mammalia, Primates, Hominidae.
AGAACCGCGACCUCCGCAACCUUGAGCGGCAUCCGUGGAGUGCGCCUGCGCAGCUACGACCGCAGCAGGAAAGCGCCGCCGGCCAGGCCCAGCUGUGGCCGGACAGGGACUGGAAGAGAGGACGCGGUCGAGUAGGUGUGCACCAGCCCUGGCAACGAGAGCGUCUACCCCGAACUCUGCUGGCCUUGAGGUGGGGAAGCCGGGGAGGGCAGUUGAGGACCCCGCGGAGGCGCGUGACUGGUUGAGCGGGCAGGCCAGCCUCCGAGCCGGGUGGACACAGCUCCUACAGCUCUGGACAGGCUGCUUUUCAUUUUGGUGAGUCCAUCCAGUACCUCCACGUGCCCUGUUUUUCUCCAGGCACAUCCUUGGCCUCUUCCACAGUCCUUGGGUUUUAAAACAUGAAUCCUACACUCAUCCUUGCUGCCUUUUGCCUGGGAAUUGCCUCAGCUACUCUAACAUUUGAUCACAGUUUAGAGGCACAGUGGACCAAGUGGAAGGCGAUGCACAACAGAUUAUACGGCAUGAAUGAAGAAGGAUGGAGGAGAGCAGUGUGGGAGAAGAACAUGAAGAUGAUUGAACUGCACAAUCAGGAAUACAGGGAAGGGAAACACAGCUUCACAAUGGCCAUGAACGCCUUUGGAGACAUGACCAGUGAAGAAUUCAGGCAGGUGAUGAAUGGCUUUCAAAACCGUAAGCCCAGGAAGGGGAAAGUGUUCCAGGAACCUCUGUUUUAUGAGGCCCCCAGAUCUGUGGAUUGGAGAGAGAAAGGCUACGUGACUCCUGUGAAGAAUCAGGGUCAGUGUGGUUCUUGUUGGGCUUUUAGUGCUACUGGUGCUCUUGAAGGACAGAUGUUCCGGAAAACUGGGAGGCUUAUCUCACUGAGUGAGCAGAAUCUGGUAGACUGCUCUGGGCCUCAAGGCAAUGAAGGCUGCAAUGGUGGCCUAAUGGAUUAUGCUUUCCAGUAUGUUCAGGAUAAUGGAGGCCUGGACUCUGAGGAAUCCUAUCCAUAUGAGGCAACAGAAGAAUCCUGUAAGUACAAUCCCAAGUAUUCUGUUGCUAAUGACACCGGCUUUGUGGACAUCCCUAAGCAGGAGAAGGCCCUGAUGAAGGCAGUUGCAACUGUGGGGCCCAUUUCUGUUGCUAUUGAUGCAGGUCAUGAGUCCUUCCUGUUCUAUAAAGAAGGCAUUUAUUUUGAGCCAGACUGUAGCAGUGAAGACAUGGAUCAUGGUGUGCUGGUGGUUGGCUACGGAUUUGAAAGCACAGAAUCAGAUAACAAUAAAUAUUGGCUGGUGAAGAACAGCUGGGGUGAAGAAUGGGGCAUGGGUGGCUACGUAAAGAUGGCCAAAGACCGGAGAAACCAUUGUGGAAUUGCCUCAGCAGCCAGCUACCCCACUGUGUGAGCUGGUGGACGGUGAUGAGGAAGGACUUGACUGGGGAUGGCGCAUGCAUGGGAGGAAUUCAUCUUCAGUCUACCAGCCCCCGCUGUGUCGGAUACACACUCGAAUCAUUGAAGAUCCGAGUGUGAUUUGAAUUCUGUGAUAUUUUCACACUGGUAAAUGUUACCUCUAUUUUAAUUACUGCUAUAAAUAGGUUUAUAUUAUUGAUUCACUUACUGACUUUGCAUUUUCGUUUUUAAAAGGAUGUAUAAAUUUUUACCUGUUUAAAUAAAAUUUAAUUUCAAAUGUAGUGGUGGGGCUUCUUUCUAUUUUUGAUGCACUGAAUUUUUGUGUAAUAAAGAACAUAAUUGGGCUCUAAGCCAUAA